AUGCUCUUCAUGAAGACGUACACAUACGUCGACGGCCUACUCGCCUUCGCGAACGAAUACCCCUCUGCCCGACGGCACCUACGGGCUGCCGUUGCUGGUCGACCGACUCUGCCUCGUCUAAGACUGGCACUGUUGGAUCACGCUGGGGACAGAGGGGUGAUUAAGCGAGCUGUGGGUGGUGAUGAUGAUGAUGAUGGUGGUGGUGGUGGUGCGGCGGCGGCGGGUGUGUUGGUCAUCACCGGUGUGGUGGUGGUGUUGUUGGUGGUGUUGGUGGUGUUGGUGGAAAUGGAAAAUCACGCCAAAGAAGACUAA
Molecule: messenger RNA, 312 nt
Organism: Fonsecaea erecta
Lineage: Eukaryota; Fungi; Ascomycota; Eurotiomycetes; Chaetothyriales; Herpotrichiellaceae
Exons: 1
Coding region: 1-312 (103 amino acids)
Source: RefSeq, a predicted model, not a curated record